Molecule: messenger RNA, 531 nt
Organism: Terrapene triunguis (Three-toed box turtle)
Lineage: Eukaryota; Metazoa; Chordata; Testudines; Emydidae
Product: paired immunoglobulin-like type 2 receptor alpha
Exons: 2
Source: RefSeq, a predicted model, not a curated record
GGGUACCAUGGUGAGUUUAUCUACAAUCACACUGAGGGGUUCACCCGCCCGGAUUACGAGGGCCGCAUCGUCCUGGUCAGGGACCCGCGGGGGAGCCGAACGGCCUCGAUCCGCAUCAACCGGCUGUGGGAGUCGGACGCCAGCGAGUACAUCUGCCACGUCAGGGUGCAGAAGAACGACGGCGAAUGGGAGCAAUGGCGCGGUGUCCCUGGGACCCGCCUCACGGUGACAGCUCCCAGCCCCACGGACAGCACGCGGCACCCAGAAAUGGUCACACCUGGCGCAGGGGAUGCAGAGAGAACCGACCCCCGGCGCAUCGACACCGUUCACCUCGUCAUCGUCGGCCUCGUCCUGGUGCUUUCCAAUGCCGGCGUCUCCGUCGUGGUCUUUGCCCUGGGCCGGCGGCUGGGCUGGGAUCACGGCCCAGAGAGCGUCACCGGGCAGGUGUCAGGGAGCGACGCACUGUCGGCAUCAGGAUUCGAACUCACCUCCCUGGUGGAGAGCUCUCUGCCAGGCAUCCCCAGGGAAUGA